AUGUGUACACGGGAGUCCUUCAACCCAGAAAGUUACGAAUUGGACAGGAGCUUCUGGCUAACCAGAUUCACUGAAAUGAAGGGCACAGGCUGGAAAGUGUCCCAAGAUGUCCUACAAAAAUUGCUGAAAUCUUUACAGGUGAACCAUUUCCAAGAAGAUAAGCAGUUUCUGGGAGCCGUUAUGCCAAGGCUUGACAUUAGAAUGGACACUUAUGUCAUUCCUUUGAGGCACGGUGGGCGUUCCUUGGUUCAAACCACAGAUUACAUUUACCCGAUCGUAGAAGACCCUUACAUGACGGGCAGGAUAGCAAGUGCCAGUGUCCUCAGUGACUUCUAUGCAGUGGGGGUCAUGGAAUGUGACAAUAUGCUGAUGCUCCUUGGAGUCAGUAAUAAAAUGACUGACAGGGAAGGGGAUAAAGUGAUGCCUCUGAUUAACCAAGGUUUUAAAGAUGCAGCUGAAGAAGCAGGAACAUCUGUAACCAGCGGCCAAACAGUACUAAACCCCUGGAUUGUCCUGGCAGGAGUCGCUACCACUGUCUGCCAGCCCAAUGAAUUUAUCAUGCCAGACAAUGCAGUGCCAGGAGACGUGCUGGUGUUGACAAAACCCCUGGGGACACAGGUGGCAGUGGCUGUGCACCAGUGGCUGGAUAUUCCUGAGAAAUGGAAUAAGAUUAAACUAGUGUUCACUCAAGAAGAUAUAGAGCUGGCCUACCAGGAGGCCAUGAUGAACAUGGCGAGGCUCAACAGGACAGCUGCAGGACUCAUGCACACGUUCAAUGCCCACGCGGCCACUGACAUCACGGGCUUUGGGAUUUGGGGCCACACGCAGAACCUGGCCAAGCAGCAGAGGAACGAAGUGUCGUUUGUAAUUCACAACCUCCCAGUGCUUGCCAAGAUGGCCGUGGUGAGCAAGGCAUGCGGAAACAUGUUCGGCCUCAUGCAUGGGACCUGCCCAGAGACCACAGGCAGCCUUCUGAUCUGUUUACCACGUCAGCAAGCAGCUCGGUUCUGUGCAGAGAUAAAGUCCCCCAAAUAUGGUGAAGGCCACCAAGCAUGGAUUAUUGGGAUUGUAGAGAAGGGCAACUGCACAGCCAGAAUCAUAGACAAACCCGGGAUCAUGGAGGUCGCACCACAAGUGGCCCCUCAAAAUGUGAAUCCCACAUCCGGGGCCACCUCUUAA
Messenger RNA from Cercocebus atys (sooty mangabey), 1179 nucleotides. RefSeq names its product selenide, water dikinase 1-like. The coding region runs from base 1 to 1179 and encodes 392 amino acids. The transcript has a single exon. Gene Ontology annotation, molecular function: selenide, water dikinase activity; ATP binding. Gene Ontology annotation, cellular component: cytoplasm. The record is from RefSeq and is a predicted model, not a curated record. Gene Ontology annotation, biological process: L-selenocysteine biosynthetic process. Lineage: Eukaryota; Metazoa; Chordata; Mammalia; Primates; Cercopithecidae.